AUGCCUUCAACUUACACAAAGUUUUCCUGCAGCCAUGUCUUGGAAUCACGAACUGCGGCAGGACGUGCAAAAGAGGAGCCUCCCCAGGCUCUCAAGAGAACUUUGAAGAGUAUCUUGAGCUUGGGAAUGGCUUGGGAGUCGACAGCAUCCAGAACACGCACUCUACACCAACCUCAACCUGAGAGGCUCAAGCUGGGGCUGAAAAGGGUUUUCACUUUGGGAAAAUUCGAGCCUCCGACACUCACUUCGAUCGAAGGAUGUCCCAACUGCAGACGAAAUGCGACUUUUGAGUCGGAAGUAUACUUGGGAUGGGUCGACGAACAGCCAGAACCAGAAGCCUCUCAACCGGAGGAGCCUAAUGAUCAAAGACCACACACGGCACAGGCUGUCCCCCAGAACUUCCAAACACGAAGAGAGCCCGCUAACGUGGAAGAAUCCCCAGAAUGGCGCAGACAGCAGUCCCGCAUUCCCAUUAGUUUUAUCCGUAACCGUACUGACGCUCGUGAAAAAGUCCAAAAAGAGGCAGACAGGGACGAAACUCUCGCAUAUCUUGAAGGACGGGGCAGAACUCCCAACGUUCCCCACCAUCGACUCGGAGGAUAUUGGGACUCAGAAGAAGACCACAGAGACGAAGAUCCUACAUCUUUCGAAAGACGAGGCCGCGCUCCCGCCCCUCCCACCAGGCAGCAUCAGGAUGCAGCAGAGGAACCGCUCUUGGAACUUGAGAGAAACCCUUUUAAAUCGGAUGAAGAUUCAAACUGA
This is a messenger RNA of Sclerotinia sclerotiorum 1980 UF-70, 762 nucleotides long. RefSeq lists its product with no specific name. The record is from RefSeq and is a predicted model, not a curated record. Bases 1 to 762 code for a protein of 253 amino acids. The transcript has a single exon. Lineage: Eukaryota; Fungi; Ascomycota; Leotiomycetes; Helotiales; Sclerotiniaceae.